UCAAGGUGACGAGAAAGUAAUAUGAUUCACACUUAAGAUGUCAAACGUGAUCCUGCACUUGUGUCUGUACUCAGUCACUAGUUCAAUCAUGAGGUGAGAGCGCUUCUGUAUCCCCGACUGUGAUUAUCAGUGGUAACGACACACCACGCGCACGUGUCAAUACCAUAUCGCGAGGUUAGAAGCCAUUGUGAUGUUCAGUAUUUAAUAUCUCGAUCAGAUGAAUUGAGAUGACAUCCACAGAGAUCGCACGUUCAUCAUCAAAAAUUUGGACACAAUGGCUUGCGGCAUUGACAAUUCACAUAUUUGCGCUCCUGUGUGGACUGGUGGGUGGAUGGACAUCGCCUUAUCUAGCAAAAUUGACGAAGGGCGCUGAAUCCCUGACUGUAACCAACGACGAGGCAUCCUGGAUAGCAUCCUUGCUGCACCUGUCUCGACCCGUGGGUUCCAUCUUCGCAGCAGCAGUGGUCCACAAAUUUGGAUCAAAAAAAGCAGUUCUCCUCGGUGGAAUUCCGUUCAGCAUCGCCUGGGCAUUUUUCCUCGUGGAGACAUCAGUUCCCUGGAUCUACGCAUCAAGGAUAGCCGGUGGUCUAGCUAUGGGAAUAUAUCUGAGCGCAUUUCCCCUGUACAUCGGUGAAAUAGGACAUCCGAAAAUCAGAGGUGCCCUUAUCGCUCUAGUAGCCCAGGGUUCCGCCAUUGGUUAUCUCAUGGGCAAUCUCAUGGGUGCCUAUUCAGAUAUGAGAACAUUUGCCAUCAUAAAUCUCAUCCUCAGUAUCAUUUAUCUGUUUUCAUUCUCAUUUUUUCCGGACAGCCCUCAUUACUUCGUUAAGAAUAACAGAAUGAAGGAGGCAGAGAGAUCACUCAGGUGGUACAAUCGACAGAAUAAUGUCAGGGAUGAGCUUGAAUCGUUAAAAAUUUACAUGGAGACGACGCAAGUGUUGUCGUUCAAGCAGUCAUUGCAGCAAUUGAUAACUCCCCUCAACAGGAGAAUAUUGAUGAUGGUUGUCAGUGUUUAUCUGUUCAUGCAGCUCAGUGGCAUCAACACAGUUGCGAUGUACCAGGAAAUACUCUUAACAACUCUCAAGAUUGACGUCAUAGCACCGUCACUCGUCGUUGUGUGCGUCGGUGUAGUUGCAAUUAUUGGAAAUUUCAUGGCAAUUUACACGAAUGAUCACUUCGGUAGACGAUCCAUGCUCGCUGUUUCCACACUAGGAGUAGCCAUCAACUUUGCACUUAUAGGAAUACAUUACCUGUUCUUCAAUCUUGAUUAUGACGUAUCGAAUGUUCAAUGGCUGGUAAUAGUUGAGUUUAUGAUGUACAUAUUCUUCCUCAAUAUCGGUCUCACCCAUAUUCCCAGUUGUCUCUUGAGUGAAAUAUUUUCACCGGAGCUCAAAGAAAUUGGAUCAUGUAUAGCUAAUAUUGUUUGCGCUUCAUCAGCAUUUGCCGCGAGCAAAAGCUAUCAGCCUCUCUUAGAUGCCACAUCCGAAGAAUUUGUCUUCUUCUUUUAUGCCAUUCUUGUGUUUUUUAUGUUUAUUUAUACGAUUAUGGUGAUACCGGAGACAAAAGGUAAGUCACUUCAGGAGAUUCAGGAGAUGCUGAUGAAAAAAGGCACGCAAAGGUUCAAAGCGGAAAUUCCACCGCUUGAGAACAACGCUAAUGAUGCGUCUAGACCGUUAAACUCAUGAAUUGUUAUCGUAAUUGUAUGUGAUAAAUAAAAUGCCGGUUAGAAAAAAUAA
Molecule: messenger RNA, 1733 nt
Organism: Fopius arisanus
Lineage: Eukaryota; Metazoa; Arthropoda; Insecta; Hymenoptera; Braconidae
Product: facilitated trehalose transporter Tret1
Exons: 2
Coding region: 228-1682 (484 amino acids)
Biological process (GO): transmembrane transport
Cellular component (GO): membrane
Molecular function (GO): transmembrane transporter activity
Source: RefSeq, a predicted model, not a curated record